GUAAUACCGCGUGGGAGCAGCUUUGAGAUAGGCGGACCCCUUUCUUCACCAUCCACUUCCUCUCUCCCUCAUUUGUCUUCGUUGUAUUGUGUUUUGUUGUGUUGCGAGUUCUUCAAUCUCACCACCGAAAAUUGUAACCAAUUCGUGUGUCCAGGAACCAGUAGUUGAACAGCUACAAACAACGCUGGUGCAGCCAUGGGCAUUAUUCUCGGAAAAAUCACAGUGGAAACGCCGAAGUACAAAUCUGUGGAAAAGAAAGGAGACAUCGAAAUCAGGGAAUACGAGCCAGCCGUGGUUGCAGAGGUUAGCUAUGACCCCAAGUCUAUGAAAAGUGGUAGAGAUGGAGGGUUUAUGAUACUUGCAAGAUACAUAGGUGCAAUCGGCACACCUUACAAUAAGAAGGGAUCAGAACCCGGUGAAAAAAUCGCCAUGACUGCACCUGUCAUCACUCAGGAGCACGGAGGAGCAGAAAAAAUAUCCAUGACAGCCCCUGUUAUUACUAAGGACGGAGAAGGCGACAACGAGAAUAAAAGCAUGGUGACCAUGCAAUUCGUGCUACCCGCAAGUUAUACUCUCGAGACAGCUCCAACGCCGACUGAUGACCGAGUGAAGUUGAAAGAGUUUCCAAGCAAGACAUAUGGGGUUAUUACGUUCAGUGGAACCGUCAACCCCAAGCUGGAAGAGCAGCAGGUGCAGAAGCUGAAGACAUCUUUAGAGAGUGAUGGAUACAAAAUCAUGGGAGAUCACCUGCUGGCAAGGUACAACCCACCGUGGACGCCAUGGUUCCUGAAAACGAAUGAAGUGAUGAUUCCCGUGGAGAAAAAUCUCUAGACCCACUUGUAGAGCCUUGACGCAUUGAUGCGAUUUCCAGAUUUGUGCAUACGCCCAGUGUUGAGUUUUCAUAUCAAAGAAUGUAUAGAACGAACUGCCGUUCGUUUUUAGUUUUUUCAGUCGAAUCUGGCAGUGGUUGCAGUUAAUAGUGGUUGGUCAGCCGGGUUAUGCUAGAUUUCCGAGUGCUGAGAAUGUAGCAGUGUAAUUAGCUUGUUUCAGAUGAUUGACAACUCUAUAAAACUGGAACGUUGGGUCGGAAUAAAAUCCAGAGUUUUGCAGCAAAUAAUCAGAAUAUUUAUACACAA
Messenger RNA from Physcomitrium patens, 1136 nucleotides. Its product is annotated as heme-binding-like protein At3g10130, chloroplastic. NCBI's taxonomy places the organism in Eukaryota, Viridiplantae, Streptophyta, Bryopsida, Funariales, Funariaceae. The record is from RefSeq and is a predicted model, not a curated record.